AUGUCGGGUCAGACGCUGACGGACCGCAUCGCCGCGGCGCAGUACAGCCUGACGGGAUCCGAGGUGUCCCGAGCUGUGUGUAAAGCCACCACACAUGAACAGACACCUCCAAAGAAAAAGCACAUGGAAUACCUGAUCCAGGCCACCCAGGAGACCAAUGUGAACGUCCCCCAGAUGGCCGAUACGCUGAUGGAGAGGGCCGGCAACGCCAGCUGGGUGGUGGUUUUCAAAGCCCUGAUCACCACACACCACCUCAUGGUGCAUGGCAACGAGAGAUUCCUGCAGUUCCUGGCAUCUAGAAACACCUUGUUUAACCUCAGCAACUUCCUGGACAAAACUGGCUCCCACGGCUACGACAUGUCCACGUUUAUCAGACGCUACAGCCGCUAUCUCAACGAAAAGGCCUUCGCCUACAGACAGAUGGCUUUUGAUUUUGGAAGAGUCAAGAAAGGGGCUGAGGGAGUGAUGAGGACCAUGACAGUAGAGAAGCUGUUGAAAGGAAUGCCCACCCUGCAGAGUCAGAUUGACGCACUGCUGGAUUUUGAUGUGCAUGCCAAGGACCUGAACAAUGGAGUGAUAAAUGCCUGCUUUCUCCUACUCUUCAAAGAUCUGAUCAAGUUAUAUGCCUGCUAUAAUGACGGAAUUAUAAACCUGCUAGAAAAAUUUUUCCAGAUGAAGAGAAGCCAGUGUAAAGAUGGGCUGGAGAUCUACAAGAGAUUCCUGACACGAAUGACUCGGGUUUCAGAAUUCUUCAAAAUAGCUGAGCAAGUGGGAAUAGACAAAAAUGACAUACCUGAACUCACUCAGGCCCCAGAAAGUCUUCUGGAGUCCCUGGAGACCCACCUUAACACGCUGGAGGGGAAGAAGCCAGAGGAUAAGUCGCCCACUAAGGAUGCGACAGCCAACAACAGUUCGCAGGCUGCUGCCGCUGCACCGGCUAAACCCGCGCCUCCCGCUGCCGGCGGGCCCCCUGCUCGCCCCGGGCCGCCUGCCAAACCUCCUCCGCCCUCCGUCACCCCCACCGCACCGGCCCCCGCCACCGCUAUUACUACCAGCAAUGCUCUUGAUGACGGCUUCUUGUUGGAUCUAGACCCCAUGUCCUCCUCAUCAGCAGGGGGCGCUGCAGCAGCUUCCUCCACGACUGGAUGGGGAGAUCUCUUGGCUGAGGCAACUCCGGCUGCCGCUGAUGAAGCCUCUGAAGCUCUCCUGCAGGAGGGACAGUCUGCUGAUGCUGAUGCUGCAGCUGCCACUGCCCCUGCUGCCGCCCCUGCAGCUUCCGCGCCCGCAGCCGCUGCUGCGCCGGCGCCCGCCUCGCUGCCCGUAUCAGCUCCCACCACCACCACCUCAGCCACAGACCUCGACCUUUUCGGAGAUGCGUUUGCACCCUCCCCAGGAGACGGUCCUGCCGCCGUGGCCGCGGGCCCUGCUGCUGAUGCGUUUGGUGGAACUGACCCCUUCGCUACGACAGAGGGGAGCGCGGACAUUGCUCCAGAGCUGGACCUGUUUGCAAUGAGGCCCACCGACACGGAGCCCACUGCCAUCACCCCUCCCACCUCUAGUGAGGCGCCGACCAUCGUCGCCCCCAUCGCUGCCCCCGCUGCCCCCACCCCUUCUUCCACCACCACCACUACCACCACAACCACCACCGACACCACCACCACAGAGUCUGCAGCCGCUCCGACUCUAGAUAUCUUUGGUGAUAUGUUUGAUUCUAUGCCUGAGCAAAGCCCUACCACAGAAUCCAAAGCUGCUACCACUCCUAGCGUAGACCUUUUUGGUGCAGACCUUCCUGCUGUUUCUCGCGGGCCCUCUCCUUUGCCCGAGCCGGCUCCGGCUGGAGACAUCGUGACCGACUCAUUUGCAUCUUCAGCUCCUGCUGCUGCUGCUCCCACUGCUGCUCCUGCUGCAGCACCCGUCCCAGAGGCCUCCUCUCCACCCAAAGCAGCAGAGCCGGCACCUGUCAUUGACCUGCUGGACUCCUUCGGCGGUUCUGUGGAGGAGACGCAGAGCUCUGCUCCUGGAGGGCCCGGAGACGACCUGCUGGGCGGCCUGAUGUCCCCCACCCUGGCUCCCACCGCUGCCCCAGCUCUAGCUCCAGCCUUGGCUCCAGCUCUGGUUCAGAGCGACCUCCUGGAGUCGGGCUUUGACGCUCUGGGCUCCCUCACCUCUCCAACACCACCUGUACCUGCUGCAGUGGCAGCAGUACCGAUAGUACCAGCUGCACCAGAGCCUGCAACCACCACGCCGGCGCCCUCUGGUGGCUUUGAUGCAUCCAUGUUUGAUGGAUUAGGUGACUUGCUGAUGCCUGCCGUAACGCCCCAGAGCACCGGGGGCAGCACUGCCGGAAGCACAGCGGGAAGCAUGGGCACUCCCGUCGCAGCAGGAGGCAUUGCAGCCGCUCCCCCUGCCACCCCCCCUGCCACCAAGACCAUCGGAGGAGACCUGGACUCCUCACUGGCCAACCUGAUUGGAGACCUUGGAGUAAAGAAAAAGGACCCACAGAGUGAGAAAAAGCUGACAGGAGGUGCCAACUGGAUGCCACAGGUAGCUCCCACAAGCUGGGGUACACCAGGAGCCCCCAUGGCUGGCGCAGCCCCUGGCGCUCCUGGGGCACCAGGAGCAGCUCCACCAAGUGCAGCCAUGGUGCCACCAAUGAGUGCACAGCCUGGCUUUGGCAUGCCUCCUGCAGGAGGGCCUGGAGCUCCCAUGAUGCAACCUAUGAUGGGGCAGCCUAUGAUGGGGCAGCCCAUGAUGAGACCUCCCUUCACUGGGCUGGCUGGAGCUGCACCCGGAGCUGCUCUUUCUCCAGGACCUGCAAGCCAGAGCCCCAAGAAGCCCAAGGACCCUUUGGCAGAGCUUGACCUCAAGGACUUCUUAUAACGCCCCAGCUGCUUUCUCCUCUGGGGCAGGGCCGUCUCACCUUCUGCCUGGUGUCUGUUAACAUCUCAGGAUGCCAGCAAUGUUCAGCUACUCAACCUUAUAAGAGCCUCUUUUCUCCGCCCCGCCCAUCAACACCCCACCCUUCUCCUGUGUGAUGUCGUAGCACAAACUGUGAAAGUGAACCAUAGCGGAUUAUAUAUAUAUGAGAAAAAAAAAUACAAGCGUGUGCUUAUGUAGAUGUAAUAAUCUUUUGUCUAAACAAAAUCACUCAAAACCCUGACAAAAAAAGUCCACAAAAGUAAGUGAGAGAACGUGAAGGCGUAUGUGUUAAGAUUUAUUUCUAGUGUUGACUUGAAUGAUGGAUGUGCUUUGGUGUCCUAAACUCCACCCACUCAUCCCAUAUGUGUCCCCGCCCCCUUAUGAAGGGGGAGGAGCUCUUCUUUGUCCCUCUCCUAUUGGCUGGGAGUGGUAAACGAAGCCCCGGUAGAUUUUCAGAGAAACAUGUAGUGUGUUGUUUACAGAAAGGUCCUCUUUGAUGUACAUAAAUUUCUCUGGUGAGGAUUACGUCUCUGUUCUGUAUGUCUGUUGAAGAGAAAUAUAAAUGUGAAUCUGACUUGAACUUGUAAGAAGUCGUGAGUAUCCUUCUAUUUCCCGUCAUCUUUUGAAAGUAUUUGGAAACAAAUAUGAAAACCGCUAUAUGAUUAAUACACUGUAUAUUAAGAAACAACUUCUAUGGGCUUCUGAAUCAUUACAGACCAGGAAGUGAUCCUCUUUGGGGUUUUUUUAACUUGUGGAUCAGUUUUCUAUGUUUCUUUUGUUGUCUUUUUGUCUAAUUUUAUUUAUAUGUCCUGUUUCUUUGAGAAAAAUCCUCCAGACUGCUGUGGAUAUUUGCUGGCAUUGCUAUUAAAGAACAUAUCUUACAACUUACUUAGAGAGAAAACGCUUUCGUUAUUCAUCACAGAGGUAAACUUGAACUAUCCCUCAAUAUAACUGUAUAAGUGUCUACAUGCGGUCUUUACGCUGCAGAUAUGUCUGUUGCCUGUGCUUUCAUUAUAACUAUGACCAUGUCAGUAUGGUUAUUUUUGUAUUCAGAGUGAGUUAUUUCAUUGCCACACCAAACUUCAUCAAAUCAACAAAAAUUAAGUCACAUCGAUGACGUUUGAAAUGGAGAUCCAUAUUUGAGCGAAUAGCAUAAAACCAAGAUGAUGCUCCAGCAGGAAGGACGUUGGUGGUUUCCCUCACUUUUCUCUGUGGCAAGAAAAGUCAGAAUCAGGAACAGAUUAAAGGUACCCUGUCAUUUCUAAACAAAGUUCUGUUUACAUUCACUCUUUUUUCUCGCCACAUAAACUUUGUGUAACCUUGAGGCCUAACAAAUGUGCUAAAUGCAUUCGCUUUGCCAUGAAACACUGGAAAAGCUGAUUUAUUCUGAUAACUUUGGAAUCUACAUUGUUUACACACCAAACAGUGGCCCACUCAUCUGAACAAUGCUUCACAGCACUACAGGCAGUCAAAAAACAGGGUACCUUUAAGUUCCAUGUUACUAACCUGUUGUUGAUAAUGUUAGAAUUAGAGCAGUGACGGUCACCUGAAAGUGUUGAGACAAACACUGACGUCUGACAAAUAUUUCACGUUUGAUUGUUGCCUGAACAUAUUCUUUGUUUAAGUUUUUCAUUUGAUUAUUGCUGACCUUUGACACCUUCUCGCUGAACAGUACAUAUUGUAAGUGGCCUCAUGGGAGUGAUGUGUACCCUGUGGAAAUCCACAAGGGGCCACUGACCGUACAGACACGAUCUUGCUCCCCAAAAGCAUCUUAACAUAAAGCUCCUCUGAUCCCGCAGACUUACAAUGGAAUCAGUAUGUUGAUAUGCAUUUGGGCAGCUGUAUGUACCAGAGGUUCAAGUCCUGUGCUGUAAACCAGACUAAUGUAAAGCUUUCUCUGUGUGUUGUCAUUUCAGUGGACUGAAUAAGCAAUUGGUUGUGAGAAUCUGAUGUGAUUCUGUGAAAAUAACGGGAGAUUAUUAACAUUUUUCAUGACUGAAUUAUUAAAAUUGUAUUUUUGUUUAGUUGUAAAUGUAUUUUAUUUUUCGA
This is a messenger RNA of Chelmon rostratus (copperband butterflyfish), 4968 nucleotides long. RefSeq names its product synaptosome associated protein 91a (gene snap91a). Gene Ontology annotation, molecular function: 1-phosphatidylinositol binding; phosphatidylinositol-4,5-bisphosphate binding; clathrin heavy chain binding. Gene Ontology annotation, cellular component: clathrin-coated vesicle; extrinsic component of presynaptic endocytic zone membrane; clathrin-coated pit. Gene Ontology annotation, biological process: clathrin-dependent endocytosis; clathrin coat assembly; synaptic vesicle budding from presynaptic endocytic zone membrane. The record is from RefSeq and is a predicted model, not a curated record. The transcript is spliced from 29 exons. Bases 1 to 2880 code for a protein of 959 amino acids. Lineage: Eukaryota; Metazoa; Chordata; Actinopteri; Chaetodontiformes; Chaetodontidae.